UGAGUUGAGAACGAUAUCACAGCCCAGCCAGAUGGGUAUCUAUAUUAGCGUGUCUUUCUUUACUCUACAAAACAGCAGUACAUACUGUACAUACAUGUAGAGGAUUCUGGCAGUCGUGAAUUUUAACCGGUGUUUUGGAUAAAUACAUACAUAAUCUGCCAUUCAAAUGAUAUACCUAUAUGUUGUCACGUGGUGGAUUGGUGACAAAACGCCAGGGAGUAGGUAAAUAUAUAUACAUGUAUGUAAGUAGGUAGGUAGUAAGUCUACCGAGUAUGGAAUGGUCGGGCGCUUUCGGACUUUUACCUUUAACGGGAGAUUAAUCCUUUCAUGGAGCGCUGUACAUUUCACAGGUACAAAUUUACAGGUAUACAGUUUUCGUGUCCUGUUUAAACCGCUAUGUCAGGUGAGAUUGUCGUACCAAGUAUUGACGCUCACUCGUGUGUACAUACACUCAACACCGUAGUAGUCUUAAGUAGGAAAUCGACGUGGAGAAAAUGAUUGGAAACGUAAGUUAUUCUUAUUUCGGAGGAGUUAAUGUAAUUCUCCAGUGAAGACGGACGUAUCAGUGCCAGUAUGUAACUAUCCGAUCUAGGUGUUCGCCCCUCCAGGUCCCGUGGGGUCGGGGGCUGUACAGGUAAACCACACGGUAUACCUACAUAGUAUACCGUCGAAAGCUGUGAUAAUUCAAUUUAAUUUAAAACUGUUGUGUGGGAUUAUUUCUAUUUAUUGUGAGCGAAUUCGUUUAUAAAAGGUGUUUUCGUUGGAUUUGAACCGAUUCCAUUUAAGAUGUCUGUGUCGACAUCUUUGGAGUCGUCCCAUGGGAGUUGUGACCCUAACGGGACAAAUGGGGGCACGAACACACUCCUGGUCCUGCAGCUGAAGCCAAUCGCUACCUUUAAGACUAACGAUGAAUACCUGUAUGCUAUGAAGGAGGAUCUGGCCGACUGGUUUACCUGUUUAUACAAACUCACUAUCACUGUGGAUAAUUUCUUUGAGGUCCUGGAGACAGGUGUGAUGUUGUGUGAACACGCUAAUAAAGUCCGUCGAUAUGCCACAGAGCGUACCCAGAAAGGGAUCCAAACAGAAAUGCAUUCUAAUUUCGUCCGCGACCUCAAAGUGCCCAAAUACGAGGUACAGUACCGUACGGACGUCCGUCCCCAAACCUUCCAGGCCAGGGAUAACAUAUCACAGUUUAUAACAUGGACUAAACAUUUAGGAAUUCCGGAUGUGUUGUGUUUUGAAACCGAUGAUUUAGUGCUGAGAAAAAAUGAGAAAAGUGUAGUAUUGUGUCUCUUGGAAAUAGCUCGAGUUGGAGCGAAGUUAGGAAUGUUAGCUCCUACUCUAGUACAAAUGGAGGAGGAAAUAGACGAGGAAUUGGCUACAGGGGAACCUCCAAAACAAAUCAAAACAUGUGAUAUCAAAUCCCUCCACGAAAUGGUCCAAGAAUUGGCGGGGAGAUGUACUUGUCCAGUCCAAUUCCCGAUUAUAAAAGUCGGAGAAGGGAAGUACAAAAUUGGGGAUUCACAAACUCUUGUGUUUGUCCGGAUCCUCCGAAACCACGUGAUGAUCAGGGUGGGUGGGGGAUGGGACACCCUGGAACACUACCUGGACAAACAUGACCCCUGUCGAUGUGGCUUCGCAGGCCAUCGACAAUCCACGUCUCGGGUGGGAGGAACCCCGGCCCGACGGGCGAGCACCACCGCUAUCUCACAGUCCGUUCCUACAACUCCAAGAUCUCCUCGCAAAAUGUCUGUCCAACCGUCUUCAGUCUCGGCCAACCAAAGGCCCUCCUCUCCGGCACGCAUGCGUAGUAUGUCUCCUUCCCCGGCAUUAAGUCCCAGGAAAUACCCGUCCCAGCCUGUAAGGAAAGUUUCCAUGCCUAGUGAAUCUACUUAUAGUAAUCAAAUAUCGGACUCUUCUACUGGACAGAAAUCUAUAGGUAAUAACACGAGACGCAGCCAGUCACCAAUUCCGGCUAAAUUCCGUUCACCGUCUCCGGUUUCGUAUACUAAUAAGCACUCACAGGUAACAACAACAACAACAACGACAGGUGGUAGUCGAUCUCAGGUAUUACAGGUAACCAGACCUGCUUCUCCCGUCAAGUCAGCUGUGCCCGUCCCCCGGAGAUGUACGUCCCCCUCUCCGGCAAGGCGCUGUCUGUCCCCGGGCCCGUCUCGUCACUGCGUGUCCCCCGGGCCUAGCAGGAGGAACACGAGCCUAUCGACCCCUAGGAGUUCAAGGGUAGACGACAGACGACAGUUGCCACAACGGCCAAGUAUGGACUCUUCCGGUAACGACAGCGAGGAAACGGACGUGACGUCAGGCUCCACAUCAAACCAAAAUAACCUAAGUUUGGACCAAAUCAGUACCAUGACAUUGGACGAGUUCAAGAGUCUCUUAAAUAAUGCAUUAUCAGUUCCGAAUGGCAACACUUCGGAAGGAAGUCUAGACUCACCGAGAUCUCAAAGCAGUACGGACAGUUUUAAACACGCACACACAGGACGUUCAAAUAAGAAACCACCACUAGCUGAGACAACCCAGAAAUAUAGAGCGUGGUCAAAUAGAAAAGACGCUCCAAGAAGUUUCGAUACAGGGAACAGUGCUAGCAGACAGGAAAAAAUACUCAAAUCGACCCAAUCGUCAGACGAGUAUUACGAACUCGAUAGACCGCCUAGAAAAACGUCUGCGGUCACAAGACCGAAAACACCAGUCAGUUCUGUCCCUAGACCGAAAACCCCAGUCAGUUCUGUCCCUAGACCGAAAACACCAGUCAGUUCUGUCCCUAGACCGAAAACACCAGUCAGUUCUGUCCCUAGACCGAAAACACCAGUCAGUUCUGUCCCUAGACCGAAAACACCAGUCAGUUCUGUCCCUAGACCGAAAACGCCGGUGAGUGUCAAUUCUGUGUCAAGACCAAAGACACCUACAAGUCAGUUCCGGUCAACAAUGCCAGUGACUGUUUCUAGACCGACUACCGGGAGUGUACCUCGACCUUCACCGGGGGUCACGCGACAGGCGAGUGGGUCAUCGAGUACUGGACGACCUAAAACGCCAACAAGAUUUCAAAACAGUUGCGUAGAAUCAGCAAAUAGUUCGAAAGGAAACGUUACAAGACAUGUGUACGACACCAAACCUGAACAACGUUCAAAUUCACUGAACAGAACAUUUGGAGAACAAUCAAGGAAUGAAUUGCGUUCAAGUUCUCUGAUUGGGCUAGCGAGUGAUGAACACAACGAUAACUGUAUAAAUGAAUCUGGCACCAGAACUUCUAAAAGUGAUUUGUUCUCCGAUAUCCCUAGUUCUAGAAGUGAAAGAAUCGCUGAGAUCCGCGCUCGUUUGGCCGCGAGUCGAUAUGGAACGGAUUCAUGCAGCGUUACAUCUACAGCGCAACUUACGAGUUCAAAAAGCGCGCAAUACCGUAAGGAAAGUUUCGAUUCUACAACACAUGUUACUCCAAAACCCGAACAAACGUCACCUAAUGUGAGUUAUAUAUCAAUUACCAGUGAAGUUGCUGCGGAAGCUGAGUCAAGUCAGGACACAUAUUUCUCAAAAACAUAUGAAGCUAUGAGACAGAUGAGUUUGGGUAGUAUUGCUCCAAAACCAGUGACAAAUUCCGGAAGUGACUUUUCGUUAAGUGUGAGGUCAGAAGGAAGUUACCAAAGUUCCUCCGUAGAGCACAGUUACGGGUCAUCCCGUCAAAGUUCACUAUCAAGUGUAGAUUCGUCACCAAAAGAGGAAUUAACGCCGGUACUGAAAGAUAAAAUUAGCAGGACAAAAAGUCUCGAAGACAACCCUAUCAAAAAGGCACAGUCUGCUGUGGGAGAUGAAAUUCCUACCGUAUCUAAUAUGAAUUCUCCCGAGGAGAGGUUAGUGCGACCAUCCACCCCGGCUCGCCCCUCCACACCAUCUCUCAUCCCACGACCGUGUACACCAUUAUCCAGUUUAAAAGACUCGAUCAAUAUCUUGGAGAAACAGCCGGCGUAUGCCGGUCAGAAUCAUGUGUCGCAAACAAAUAGCGGCCGACCGCCUACGCCACGAAAAGCUACGAUAUUAGCUAAAUCUCCCUCAUCAGCAAACACAACCAAGACUUCUAAUGCAAGCAAUAACAAUUCCUAUACAAAAAUGUUCCUUGCAAAACGGUCCUCCACCCCCGGGCCCACCCCAAAUAACGCUUCUAUAACGAUUCCACGCAGAUCGCGAACUCCUGGUCCCGGAGACAGAGACAGGAGCUUCAGCAUGCCAUCGCAAAUGUCGAACACAGAUACUCCAACUGAUAGUUGUGGUAACAGCACGGAGGAUCUGCUACGAGCUCGAAAGGUUUCACAGAGUUUCGUCGCGCAGAGGAGGACGCGCACGCCCAGCAUUGAACACCGCUCUCUGAGCGAGGAGAAUUCUGUUGAAGGAGAAACAGUUUUAACCGUAAACAGGUCAAGUGGAAGACAUGUCUUGUCGGUAUGCGACGCAAAAGAGACUAAGACAACUCGGUCAAAUGGAGGCCGUAUUAUAGCAAGAGCGGCGUCGGCAUCUCAAAACCAGAAACCGCCUUCCGAUAUGGACAGAUCAAGAUCACGUGCACGAACUGUGACAUCAACUUCCCAAUCUCCUCGAAUGCGACCACGUAGCGUCGACCCAGAAUCUGCAGCCUCGAGAAAGGCAGAGGAAAACGUUCUUGUAGUUCAGCGAGGCAAGAAUGGUUCUCAUUUGGUGAGUAAUAGGACGGAGGCCUGGGUCGAAUCCGCCGCUAUAAACACAAAGGUAAAAACCUCGACCAAAUCUGUUCCUGCAAAGUCGGUGUAUAGACGCUGCAAAACGCCUAACCCGCGAGAUAUUCAUGAACAUGAGCUAGAGUCGCGCCCCCUGGAGGAGAUCAAAGCGGCGCUGUCUCUCCCAAUCAAUGGCUUGAAAGAGGUAGACCUCGAUGACCUUGAUGCUCCACCAGAGGACGCUGAUGCGUAUGCUAAGAUGGACGAACUAUUCCGACGGCUGAAGGCCAAGGAGCUCAGAGCAUCUGUCAACGAGACUCCCGGUGGCCACGGUUACCUGACGAAGAAAGUUACUACCGAACAGGACGACUCGGAUGUUGCUAGUGGCGACGUAUGUUCUCUUGACAGCAAUGAAAACGUAAAACGGAAAAGUUCAAAGUCGUCAUAUAAAAGUACAUCAUCAACUAGUAACCGUGGUUCAGCAGUCUCAACUCCAUCUCAACCAAAACCCCCAUCAGUUGCACAAAAGGAUUCAGAACACCAGUUGACAAGGGCCAACUCAAUGCCACCGCGGCCAACCACUCCCACGCGUUCUUCCAUCUCACGAAAGUCAAGUUCUAAUAGUGUACAUUCUGCGCCUGCACCGGAAACAAAUAUCAAACGUAGUAUGUCGGACCAUACAAGCAUGUUGGUGUCGAAAAUUAAGGAGCUUAUCAAUACGAAACCGAGGAAGGACGAAAAAACUGGACCUAGAUCCAAAAUCCCAGCACCGAAGUCACUAUCCGCAGUAGGGAAAUCAAAAUCUGUUUCCAAUUUAACAUCCACUUCCAAUUUUGAAAAUAUUUCUCAAAAUAAAGUGAUUUCAAAUGGGGAUUUGUCACAGACAUACGAGUUUAGUGAUGACGUAUGUGGUGAAAUAUCAAAAUAUUCUUCCCAUGAUCAGUUUGAUUAUGACGGUAGCAUGGGCACGAUUCGGAACGGUACAGAAACGCCGGUUCCAAAAUUAUCCACUCCUCUGACAACAGGAAGGAAAGAGUUUCUGAAUAAUCAAAGAGAGAACACUCGGACACUUGUCCGGGCAGUAUCUAUAGGGAGUCUGUCCACUUCGUCUAACACCUUGUCAUGUAACAUCUGUGACGACGACGAGUUUGUGUGAGGUUUAGACACUUGCGUUAUAUUAAAUUGUUAAAUUCCGGACUGUUCAUUAUAGCGAUCACUGCUGUUGAACGCUUUCCCGCUUGUGUUGUGUCACUUUUGAAGGAAACCAAACUGUGGUUCUUUAAGAUGAAUCAUCACUUGUUGCCAUGCUCUAAGAGCUACAAACCAUUAGGACGUGUCAUGUUGGUACUGAAAGAAACAAAAGCAUUAUAUACUUAUCCCAACGUCUUUUAGUAUUGUUUAGACUUUAAAGGGAUAUUUUGCACACGACUGACUGUUCUGUACCGUUUGAGAGCUCAUUCGAAUGACUUUUAAUGCUAUUGUCAGCUUCAACAUAUCUAUUCUGUGGUCAUUUGGGGCAAGCGGAAUCAGAAUAUCCCCGGCCAGUAAAGAAUUAGACAGUGUAAAUGCAGGUUCACUCGAUGAUAUAUCUUAUAUAUAGUACUGGAUAUAGAUGUGUGUAUGCUGUUCACUUAGGAUUUCUGCUUGGGUCGCAUUUUCAUUGCUUCAUCAAACUUACUUCAAAACGAUUUUAAAAUGUAUACAUAUAUGUCACAAGAUUAACAUAUGCAGAUACUUUUGUACAAUUAUUUUAUUAGAUUGUGCGGCAUAUACCUUAAACCAUUCUAUAUAAAGCCCCCCCCCCCCCC
Messenger RNA from Pecten maximus, 6511 nucleotides. RefSeq names its product mucin-5AC-like. The coding region runs from base 787 to 5859 and encodes 1690 amino acids. The record is from RefSeq and is a predicted model, not a curated record. The transcript is spliced from 5 exons. Gene Ontology annotation, cellular component: cytoplasm; actin filament; microtubule plus-end. Gene Ontology annotation, molecular function: actin filament binding; cytoskeletal adaptor activity; microtubule binding. NCBI's taxonomy places the organism in Eukaryota, Metazoa, Mollusca, Bivalvia, Pectinida, Pectinidae. Gene Ontology annotation, biological process: actin crosslink formation; protein localization to microtubule plus-end; regulation of microtubule polymerization or depolymerization.